AAGUCCGUUUAUAUUAGUACUGAUUUUGAAUAUUGUUCGUUUGAUGUGAUUUAUCACACAUCUAGUGCAACUUCGAUCAUUUUUUUGAAAAGUAAAGUUAAUUUGUUAAUAAAAGUAAAAAAGAUGUGCCGCGCGCGCGCGGAAAAUAUGUGCCACAUUCUUAGUUAUAACAUUUAACAACGAACAAACAAUUUGAUUGUGAGAUGUCGCAAUUUUGUCGCCAACCGCCAGCGAAAUUUGUAGACCAAAUCCAUAUCUAUCUGUAUCCUCUUUAGGAUGUGAUUUGGUGAGUUUUGGUGAUCAUGUUGUGUCCUUUAUUUCUGUGUGUUUUAACAGCAUCAAAGCAUGUUUCCGUAUUGUUUUUCUACACACAAUUUCUGUUGCCAAGGUCUGCGCAGUCAGAAAUUGUUUGCUAGGAAAAAAGAAGCUGUAUAGAGAUUCCAUAAUAUUUCAACAUAUAAAUUAAAGAUCUUUUAUUCUGAAUCUUACAUAUAAAAUUAGUUUAGAAAUAAAAAUCAGUUGUGUGCAUGGCUACUAACAAGACAUACAUCGGUACUGUAUCCUCUUUGCGAUUCAGUUAAAGAAAACCGCGUCUGUAAGCAGCUCGAAUGAUGUUCGGCGAAGAUAUAGUGACCUACAACACAAGUAAAAAGUUAUUCAAAAGAUUUAAACAAGAAAAGUUUGAUUUGAAUGACGAGUUUCGGUUCAGUCAAAAAAAUUUGAAGACAUCGACUUACAAAAGCUAUUGAAUAAAGAUCAAACACAAAAAGAUUCUGCGGAACAGCUUGAUUCACUUGAUUGGAGUAACUUAAAAAACUGUUGGUUUAUGUCUGAAACAAAUGGAAAAAAUGUCAGAAGAAAACAAGUAGAUUCUGCAGACAACUAGAUUCUGUUCUCAGCAAUGACAACAAAAUGAAGUAUUGAGAAAUAUUUCUGUCUUUGCUAUCACAUCUUUAAAAAAAAGAUUUUUUUGCAUCAAAUUAUUACGCGCGCGGAAGACAAAAAUGAAUCUCUCUAUGAUAACAAACAAGAUAGAUAAAAAGUCAAAAUCGAGCAAAUAUAAAGUUUAUGAAUAUAUAUUAAGCAAAAUUUCAAAUACAUGAAAGAACGAAACGUUUCGUUUCUAACUUGAGACUUCUUUAGUCGUAAUACAUUAUAAACGCAAAAAAUAUAAAGAAAAAAUUAUGAUGCAAAACAUUUUAAAAUAUAAAUAGACAAUCAUAUCAAUGGUGUUAACAGUGACAAUACGUUCUUUUUAUAUAUAUCCUCUCUUUCGCAUGUGUGUGUUAAAUUAAUAAAAAAUAAUAAAUAAAAGUCAUACAUUGCCAUAAAGUUGUCUCUCUGUAAUAAUAUUAUACAUGAAGAAACUUAUGGAUAGAUCCUAAACACUUAUCAAUUUUGACAACAGAUAGAAAAAUUCACUGAUAAUUUUAUUGAAUCAAAAAUAAACUUAAUAUUGUUGCUACGGAAUUCGCCAGUUGUAAAGUGAACUAAAGUUAUAAAAAAUAAUGGAAAUUCUUUUGACAAUUAAUAUUUUGACAAUUAAUUCUUUUGACAAUUAAUAUAAACGUCUGUACGAUUUUCAUGGUUUUAAUAAAUUUGCAACACAUCUACAGCAGUGUAUGUUUGCUCCCAUUGGCCUUUCUAUACGACACUUUAUCUUGGAUAUUGGAGCCUUAUAUUUUAUUACUAAUUAAUAUUUUAUUGUGUAAUUUAUAAAUAAAGUUUAAAUGUUGUUAGAGAAAAAGGCACCAAAGUAAAUUUCACAUUUAUACAAUGUUCUAUACACAAUGUAGAGCAGUAUGAAAUAUAUUCAUCGAAUUCUUUUAUAUUCUAGUCAAAUAUACACAUAAAAUAUGUAUGCAUAAAUUAUACAUAUAUGCAUGUGCUUCAUCAUUGCAGACAUUAAAAUACAAUGAUUGAAUUUUAAGUUUUUGUAUCGGUUUUCUUAAACUAUUCUCUCUUAUGUUACCACUAUUUAAUGUUAAUUAAAAACCGUUAGUGGUUUUACUUCUUUAAUUCAUUUUUUACGUAAGUCUUUCUUUAUUCUUACAAAGACGUCAUUGUAAUUGUAAAUAUUAAAAUAUAAACACAUGUACUCUACAUUAUAAAUAUGACUACCUCUUUGAAAAUCUUCUUAUUCGGCCGCGUCACAACGAGAAGUAAUAUCUGCUACAAAAUAUUCUUGCUUCUACUCAACUAACUAAAUAAUAAACUAAACAAAUUAAAUAACUAAAACAAUAAUAAAAUAAGAAGAAAUUGUUUUAUCAAAAAGUGAUAAAAUAUUGACCGUAAAAGGUAAAAUUUGUGAGUAAAGAGAGUAAAAUUAUAUAGCAUCUUCGUGACAAAAAGUAAAACUUAAACGUUAAGAAAAACGAUUGAAAUGGCACUUACAAAUAGUUCCUAUAUUGAUGACUUAAUAAGUACGUCAGAGUCUCCGGACGAUGGUAAAGCUGAAAUUCCUCAAUUCUUUGCUGGUAGCAACGUUCUCAUAACUGGUGGUUCCGGAUUUUUUGGAAUGCUUUUAAUAGAAAAAUUGUUACGAUGUUGUCCGGAUAUAGGAAAGUUAUAUAUGUUUAUAAGACCAAAAAAAGAAAAAUCAUCUGAACAACGGGUCAAGGAACAGUUUGAGGAUCCUCUUUACGAAAGAUUGAGAAAAGAACGACCCAACUUUACUGAUAAAGUAGUACUCAUAGAGGCUGAUUGUUUCGAGCUCAAUCUCGGAUUACUACCAGAAAAUCGAAAACGUCUUUUAGAUACAAAUAUAAUUAUCCACUCUGCAGCGACUGUGCGAUUUAAUGAACCAACUCGAAAAGCAGUAAACAUAAAUAUAAGAGGAACAAAACAACUUCUUCUCCUUGCGAAAGAAAUGCCGAAUUUAAAGGCGUUUGUCUAUAUAUCGACUGCAUUUUCUCAUUGUGUCCAAAACGUUAUAGAAGAAAAGUUUUAUUCUCCGCCCAUUGAACCAGAUAAAAUUUUAACAUUAGUUGAUAUGCUCGAUGAUAAACAACUAGAAAUUCUAACUCCAACUUUAAUAGGUCAAUGGCCAAACAUAUACGCGCUUACAAAGGCAAUUGCCGAAGAGACUGUACGUCAAUACGGUAUCGGAAUACCGAUUUGUAUUGUACGUCCAUCGAUUGUAAUAUCAACAGCAACUGAGCCAGUGCCUGGAUGGAUCAACAAUUUCUACGGAGCAGUAGGCAUAGUAUUUGGUACUGCCAUAGGUCUUUUACGUACUCUACAUUGCAAUCCUGAUUAUACAGCAGAAAUAGUACCAGGCGAUUACGUAAUUUCUCAUAUCGUUGCCGUGUGUUGGGACACCGCCAAAAAGAAAGACACUUUACUCAGUAUUGAGAAUACAAAUCCGAAGAUUCCGGAAACCGAAAAAGUGCCAAUUUACAAUUAUGUAUCGUCGUGCCAAAAUCCCAUUACCUGGAAAGAUUAUAUGAACAUGUGUACGAAUAAAAUACCAGCAAGCGAACAUUGUAUGUGGUACUACAUGUUGAUUCUAAACAAACAUUUAUUUCUUCACAACAUAUCCGUAAUUUUUUUGCACAUGAUUCCCGGUUAUAUAGUCGAUGCAAUACUCUUCUUAAGCGGUCGAAAACCGCAAUUAGUGAAAGUUUAUAAAAAGAUACACAAAUUCGAACAUGUAAUAUCGUAUUUUUCAACGCAAGAGUGGCAGUUUCGCAAUGACGCUGUCUUGAAGCUUUGGAAUCGUAUGAAUCAAAGCGAUCGUCAAAUGUUUAAUUUCAACUUAGAUGAAUUGAAUUGGAAUUCAUGCAUUCUUAACUUAAUUAUUGGUGUGCGUGUAUUCAUACUUAAAGAUCCGCUGGAUUCUCUAGAGAAAGGAAAAGCGAAAUAUAGAAAGUUAAAAAUCGCGCAUUACACAUUAAUGACAAUUUUAGCGCUUUUGUCGUUGUGGUGUGGUAUACGCUUAGUGCUAUAUAUAAUGUCGUUCUUUUAAAUUGUUGUUUAUAUUAUGAUAAUAAGUAGAUAAAUUACAAAAUAUACAUAAA
Messenger RNA from Pseudomyrmex gracilis, 4019 nucleotides. RefSeq names its product fatty acyl-CoA reductase wat-like. Bases 2384 to 3967 code for a protein of 527 amino acids. Gene Ontology annotation, biological process: long-chain fatty-acyl-CoA metabolic process. The record is from RefSeq and is a predicted model, not a curated record. NCBI's taxonomy places the organism in Eukaryota, Metazoa, Arthropoda, Insecta, Hymenoptera, Formicidae. Gene Ontology annotation, cellular component: peroxisome. The transcript has 10 exons. Gene Ontology annotation, molecular function: alcohol-forming very long-chain fatty acyl-CoA reductase (NADP+) activity.